AUGGGCAACGGCAAGGACAACGGGCAAAACCAAAGGCAACAUGGUCCCGUCAUCACUAGUGUCGACUUCAUCACCAUCAUCCGCACUAGCAACACCAGCAAUACCAACACCAGCAGCAAUAGCAUCAGCAUCAGCAUCAGCAUCAGCUUGCCUUGCAUUGCACUGCACUGCACUGCACCACACCGCACUGCACUGCAGAUAGACUUCCGCUGCUUCUAG
Messenger RNA from Colletotrichum higginsianum IMI 349063, 219 nucleotides. RefSeq lists its product as uncharacterized. Bases 1 to 219 code for a protein of 72 amino acids. The transcript has a single exon. The record is from RefSeq and is a predicted model, not a curated record. Lineage: Eukaryota; Fungi; Ascomycota; Sordariomycetes; Glomerellales; Glomerellaceae.